Messenger RNA from Pogoniulus pusillus (Red-fronted tinkerbird), 1132 nucleotides. It is a transcript of the gene GSC, whose product is annotated as goosecoid homeobox. The record is from RefSeq and is a predicted model, not a curated record. Lineage: Eukaryota; Metazoa; Chordata; Aves; Piciformes; Lybiidae. Gene Ontology annotation, cellular component: nucleus. The transcript has 3 exons. Bases 222 to 971 code for a protein of 249 amino acids. Gene Ontology annotation, molecular function: DNA-binding transcription factor activity, RNA polymerase II-specific; RNA polymerase II cis-regulatory region sequence-specific DNA binding. Gene Ontology annotation, biological process: regulation of transcription by RNA polymerase II.
ACACACACUCAUGCACAGGCACACACGCACACUCUGCUCGCAAGCUGCCCUAGGAAAAAGUUCCGUUCUUUUCGCUCCGAUCUCUUCUUAAAAUUUCUCCGAAAAGUUUCGGUUUAGUGUCUCUCCAGCCUCUCCCCCGCCUCCACAACCACCACCACCUACCCUCCCUCCCUCCUCCCCCGGGCCGAUCUCCGCUGCCCUGCCCCGGCACGGUUUGGGGCAUGCCUGUGAGCAUGUUCAGCAUCGACAAUAUACUGGCGGCCAGACCUCGCUGCAAGGACUCGGUGCUGCUGCCCCCACCGAGCGCCGCCGCCCCCGUCGUCUUCCCCAGCCUCCACGGGGAUUCUCUCUACGGCAGCGCCUCUGACUACGGCGGAUUUUACUCCCGGGCGGUGGCACCCGCCUCCGCGCUGCCGCCAGCCGUCACCGGAUCUCGGCUCGGCUACAACAACUACUACUACGGACAGCUGCAUGUGCCGGCGUCGCCCGUGGGUCCUUCGUGCUGCGGGGCGGUGCCGCCCCUGGGAACCCAGCAAUGCUCUUGCGUCCCCUCCGCAGGUUACGAGGGCACUGGGUCAGUCCUGAUGUCCCCUGUUCCCCAUCAGAUGUUGCCCUACAUGAAUGUGGGCACUUUGUCCCGGACGGAGCUGCAGUUGCUGAACCAGCUGCACUGCAGGCGAAAAAGACGGCAUCGGACCAUCUUCACUGACGAGCAGCUAGAAGCGCUUGAAAACCUCUUCCAGGAAACAAAGUACCCGGACGUGGGCACCAGGGAACAGCUGGCCAGAAGGGUGCACUUAAGAGAGGAAAAAGUGGAGGUUUGGUUCAAAAACCGUCGGGCAAAGUGGAGGAGGCAAAAACGAUCGUCUUCGGAGGAGUCAGAAAAUGUACAAAAAUGGAAUAAAGCUCCUAAAACGUCUCCGGAGAAAAGACAAGAGGACGGGAAAAGUGACUUGGACUCCGAUAGCUGAUACCUCGAGGGGGGAACAUUUCUCUUGAACUGUCGGAUACGCUCCAGAGGAUGCUACUAAUCUUGCACAAGCUCUGCCUUGUUGGAAGGGAAAAUAUCUGUAUAUAAUGUACAAUGCCCAGAGUUGAUUUCGUGUAAAUAAAAUGUGUUGUGAAGGUGUUG